Eimeria mitis is the source of this 1113-nucleotide messenger RNA. RefSeq names its product MORN repeat-containing protein, putative. The record is from RefSeq and is a predicted model, not a curated record. Bases 1 to 1113 code for a protein of 370 amino acids. Lineage: Eukaryota; Apicomplexa; Conoidasida; Eucoccidiorida; Eimeriidae. The transcript has 5 exons.
AUGGGGUGUUCAGGGAGCAAGGCCACUGCGGCCGCCUGCCCCCAGUCGCCUGUUUCGAAGCUGAGCAAUGAGAAACCAAGCAAGACCGAGGGAGAAGAGGAGGGGCCAAAUACUGGCCCUGGAGACACCGUGGUAUCCCCUGAGGCCAACGGUAGCGCCUUUCCUGACGCGAAUCCGACGCAGGAAGAUGAUAUGCUAGAAGACGUGGACCCUCUGGAAGGUGUUGACUUGACGAUUCCCGAGGACUGCGAAGAGGUUGCCAUGAAGAAUGGUGUCACAUACAGGGGCGAGUGGAGAAAUGGAAAGCAGCAUGGUCGCGGGGAGCAACGACAGGCGCAUGGGGUGGUGUACACAGGCCAGUUCAAUCAGGGACAAAUCGACGGAUUCGGCAGGCUCACCAGGGCAGACGGCAGCAAAUACGAAGGAGAAUUUGUUAGGGGAAAGGCAGAAACGCGCACAAGACCAGGGGUGUAUACCUUCCCUGAUGGCUCGAAGUACGUUGGACACUGGAAACAAGACAAACGUCACGGCGAGGGGUGCGAGACGUUGGCAGACGGCUCCAAGUACCGCGGUCAGUUCGUAGAUGGGCUAAAAUCAGGCCAUGGGAUCAUGACAGCUUCUAACGGAGACAUAUAUGAAGGAGAGUUUCAACAAGGAGAGAUGAGCGGACAUGGGCGGUAUUCGUGGCCAGACGGGCGUGUCUACGAAGGGGAGUGGCGCGCGAGUCGUAUGCACGGAAGGGGCACUUUCUACUUCACAGACGGCCGAAAGUAUGAAGGCGAUUUCGUAGACAGUAAAAUGCAAGGGGAGGGAUGUCUGACGUGGCAGGACGGCUCCUCCUUCAAAGGCCAAUUCAAGAACGGACUGCCACACGGAGAAGGCCGCCACACGCCCAAGGGGGGUGCGCCAUCGCCUCUAGCGCUCUGGAACCUUGGAGUACGGGUGAAGUGGCUAGAAGACCCGGCUGCAGUUCACGCCGAUGCAAACGUGACACCUGGAAAGACUUCUGAGGAUCCUGCGAAGCACAACACAGCGCAGAGUGUUGCACAGUCAGGGGAGGCAGCGGCAGCAACAGCUGCACCAGCCCCAGCAGCGACAGCAACAACAAACUAG